AUGUCCGUGUUAAAAUUACCACUUCCAGCUGUUCCUCAGCCACCUCAAUUGAUCCCUGUUCUCACUUUUAAUCUCCAGUUGAGUCCAGACCCCGUGCGUAUUUUCACAAAUUCUCAGAUAGACAAGACUUUGAACUUGGCUACUGUUGUGAAUGGAGAAAUCAAAGCAGUUGAGAAUAAAUUUGGUUAUAAAUUAGAUAUCAAUCAAAUUUACGGCACUGAUGAUUUGAACGUUAAGGAUUCUAUUGGAGCAGCAAACUUGGAUUGCAAGUUGUAUGGUAAAACACCUAAUGGUUCGGGAGUUUUUAUUUAUUACGGAGGAAAAGUGCAAUUGGACGAAGCUUCUGUUGGUGUCAUGAGCAAACGUACAAAGGAAGCUUCUAUUGAAGAAAGUUAUGUCACUUGCAACCCAACUUUCACUUUUGACGAUAAGGUGGAAGAAGAAUAUAAAUGGGUCUUGAAAGAAAAUCUUUUUGGCAGGGGAAGAUUUGCUAGGGACGAUGAGGGCGCUCUUUAUGUCCAGUAUUAUAUCUACGUGGUCCGCUAA
Messenger RNA from Lodderomyces oxycetoniae, 546 nucleotides. RefSeq lists its product as uncharacterized. The transcript has a single exon. The record is from RefSeq and is a predicted model, not a curated record. NCBI's taxonomy places the organism in Eukaryota, Fungi, Ascomycota, Pichiomycetes, Serinales, Debaryomycetaceae. The coding region runs from base 1 to 546 and encodes 181 amino acids.